AUGGCCCCCAGGAUAGGUCCUAAGGCCCCUCUAGAAUCAAGGCUCUGUUGGGGGACUGAAUGCCACGCAGAUCACACAACACUGGUGCUGAUCCUGUUUGCCACUAUACUGGUGACUUGGCUUGAAGCUGCUAAGCUCACUGUGGGCUUCCACGCUCCCUGGAACAUCUCCUACCCAUUCAGUGUGCAGCCUGGGGCAGGCCUCCAGAUUGCCAUGGACAAGGUCAGUGCAAAGCCAGUGGGACUUGGAAACUUCACCUGGGAGUUCACUUUUACCAGCUUGGUCUGUAGCAUCAAGGAGUCUCUUGCUGAUUUCAUCAACCAGGUCCAGAAAGAACAGAUUUCUGCCCUGUUUGGGCCAGCAUGCCCAGAAGCAGCAGAGGUUAGUGCUUUGCUGGCCUCUGAGUGGAACAUCCCCAUGUUUGACUUUGUUGGAUAAAUGGCGAUACUGGAAAACCACUUCUUGUAUGAUACCUGUGUGACACUUGUGCCACCCAAGCAGGAAAUGGCGAUGCCUGCAGAAAAGUCUCCAGUACCUGGCUGGAAACACAUGUUUGGAAGCUACUAUAGGGCUUCCUCUUGGGAUGGAUUGGAUAAGCUAUGGAGGAUUGUAGAGGAAGAAAUUCAGUCCCAUUUCAUCAUCGCUGCCAGCAAGAGAUACAACAGUCAUGACUCAGCCCUCCUCCAGGAGGGCCUCAGAAACAUGUCUUCACUAGCCAGGGGUAAUAUCAUCUUAAUCUACAGCUCAGAGAAUGCACAGGUUAUUCUGCUGGAUGCAGAGAACCUGAGACUCAACACUGGAGAAUUUGUCUUCAUUGUUUUGCAGCAGCUGGAUGUGGGUGUUAACUACCACUCAGAGGCUCUGGUAAAAAAGAUGGUGAGCCCCUACUCUGUCUACCUACACGAUGUCCUGCUCUAAGCUGGGACUAUGGAAGAGAUGAUAAAGGCCAGGAGAAACUUUCGGGAUGGGCAGCAGCUGCUCAGCACCCUGAAAACCAAUCGGAUCCCACUGAAAGCAAUAACUGGCCCUGUGUUUGUGGACACCCAGGGAGAAAGGCACAUGGAUUACUCUGUGUAUGCCCUACAGAAAUCUGGAAAUGAAUCCCUUUUUCUUCCUUUCCUUCAUUAUGACAGCUAUAAAAAAAUCAUCAGGUGUGACACUUGUCUGGAUAGAAGGAUUCAGUGGGGAAAACUGCAAAGCCAAAAUAAAGACUCCUGGUGGCAAAUCAAGUAUGAGAAUAUCACUAUUCUGUCCAACAACAAGGGUGAUGUAGGCAGCAGUCCCUGCGCACCUGGCCAUGCUACUGAGGACAAUGGAAUCCUGUCUCGUUUACAAUCACAGAGAGGCACUCUCAUGUCUGGGGGUGACCACAGCAGUGUGUCCAGUGGGAUGAGUUCUGGGGACUUCUACUACUUCGUUAACAGCCAGCAGGGAGAAGAGCUCCUUUCUGCCCCAAUAGGGAUUUAUCAGGGGAACCACAUAGCCAUCUGCUAUGUUGGUGACCACGCAGACGCCUGGAUGAGGAAGCCCACUGUGCUGCAGGAAGUCCGGCUAAUGAGAUCCCUUUCCACUAGUCCCUGGACGUGUGAAUUAAAGCAUGAAAAUAUUGUUUCCUUCUUUGGUAUUUGCACAGAACCACCUAACAUCUGUGUUGUCACCCAAUACUGCAAAAAAGCAAGCCUUAAGGAUGUUUUGAGAAACUCAGAUCAUGAAAUGGAUUGAUUCAAAAUCUCAUUGGCAUAUGAUAUAAUCCAGGUGAAUAUCCUAGACAGUCUGAUGAGCAAGCUGGAAGUGUACGCCAGUCACCUGGAGGAAGUGGUAGAAGAGAGGGUCAGCCAGCUGACGGCAGAGAAGAGAAAGGUGGAGAAGCUUCUGCCCACCAUGCUGCCCAGGAAGCCCAGUUUCAUUGGAGAACAACUCAUUGCUGGGAAGUCUGUGGAACCAGAACAUUUUGAGUCCGUGACAAUCUUUUCUCUAACAGUGGUGAAACUCCUCAGUCGGUGCAGUUUAUUCAGUCACAUCCUUGAGACCUAUGAUGGGUACAAGGUUGAGACCAUCGGAGAUGCCUACAUGGUGGCUAGUUGACUUCCCAUCCUCAAUGGGACCCAGCAUGUUGACCAGAUUGCCACCAUGUCCCUGCACGUCCUCAGUGCCACCAUCCAUUUCCAGAUUGGGCACAUGCCUGAGGAGAAGCUUAAGCUCCGGACUGGCCUCCACAGGGGUCCUGUGGUGGCCGGCGUGGUGGGAAUCACCAUGCCCAGAUACCGUCUGUUUGGCGUCACCGUGAACGUGGCAUCUAGAAUGGAGAGCAGCAGUUUGCCUUUUUGGAUCCAAAGCACUGCAGGCACCCCGUUGGCCAUGGGAGGGUACCAUCUGCAAAAGAGAGGCGCCACUCUGGUCAAGGGCAAAGAAGAACAAACAACUUUUUGGCUGAAAGGCAAACUGGGCUUCAUGAUUCCACUCCCUGAGUUUCCUGAGGAAGAAGUGGGAGUUCCAGAAGUCUUGGGAGAGGAUGCCAUCCGGCUGGCCACCGCGUCCACCUAG
This is a messenger RNA of Cavia porcellus (domestic guinea pig), 2544 nucleotides long. RefSeq names its product guanylate cyclase 2G-like. Gene Ontology annotation, biological process: intracellular signal transduction; receptor guanylyl cyclase signaling pathway; cGMP biosynthetic process. Gene Ontology annotation, molecular function: peptide receptor activity; adenylate cyclase activity; guanylate cyclase activity. The record is from RefSeq and is a predicted model, not a curated record. NCBI's taxonomy places the organism in Eukaryota, Metazoa, Chordata, Mammalia, Rodentia, Caviidae. Gene Ontology annotation, cellular component: plasma membrane.